UUACGUCACUUCCGCUUCCUGCCGCGCGCGCGGCCAUUUCCGCAGCUUCUUCCAAGCGGCUUUUCGGCAGUGGCGAGCGUUCCUGCUCUGACGUCAGCGGCUCUCCUUGAGGGUGACGAGCUCGCGGAACCGCAGCCAUGACUGAGGCUGAUGUAAAUCCGAAGGCGUAUCCUCUGGCAGAUGCUCACCUUACCAAGAAACUAUUGGACCUCGUUCAGCAAUCGUGUAACUACAAGCAACUUCGGAAAGGAGCCAAUGAGGCCACUAAAACCCUCAACAGAGGCAUCUCUGAGUUCAUUGUGAUGGCCGCAGACGCUGAGCCCCUCGAGAUCAUCCUUCACCUCCCACUGCUGUGUGAAGACAAGAAUGUGCCCUAUGUGUUCGUGCGCUCCAAACAGGCCCUGGGGCGAGCAUGUGGUGUCUCCAGGCCUGUGAUUGCCUGUUCCGUCACUAUCAAAGAAGGCUCACAGCUGAAGCAGCAAAUCCAGUCCAUUCAGCAGUCCAUUGAAAGGCUCUUGGUCUAAACCUUGCCUCUGCCAUGCCCUCCCGACUGACCUGACACUUCUCCCUCUGCCUCUCCCUCUCCCUGAGCUCUUUCUUGUGUACCUAUCCUGUGUUUGUAGUAUUUUCAACUACUUUCUGUUGUUACAAAAUAUUACAGUACUAAGUCUGGU
This is a messenger RNA of Tupaia belangeri chinensis (Chinese tree shrew), 674 nucleotides long. It is a transcript of the gene SNU13, whose product is annotated as small nuclear ribonucleoprotein 13. The transcript has 3 exons. The coding region runs from base 138 to 524 and encodes 128 amino acids. Gene Ontology annotation, molecular function: RNA binding. The record is from RefSeq and is a predicted model, not a curated record. NCBI's taxonomy places the organism in Eukaryota, Metazoa, Chordata, Mammalia, Scandentia, Tupaiidae. Gene Ontology annotation, cellular component: ribonucleoprotein complex; nucleolus. Gene Ontology annotation, biological process: ribosome biogenesis.